AUGAAGAUAGUGAUUGACACGAAGUAUGUUACAGUUAAUGCUGGUGAUGUGAUGAUCAUAAUACAGGUCAUUAUAUUAGUUGCAGCAAACUAUGUACUACACAAAACAGAGCUUAAUAUGAUAUUGAAGGCAGGGAUUCUGACAGUGCAACUGUUGCUGCUUAUGUAUUACUUCUUGCUAAUGCUGAUAGAAAUGUACGAAGAGUGGGAAAUGCCCAGCCGUGUUUUGGACAUAGCAAGCAUUCGGAACCUGUCGUUCUUGUGUGAGUUUAUUUCCAUUAUUGUGUUGUUUUAUAUAUACUCCAAACAGAUCAGAACAGAUGAGAAGCACAAACUUUUCUACACAAAAGACUCAAUGCUUAAUAAAACAGCACAGGCUGGAGGCCUCUACAUCUGCGUGCUGGCUAGAAAGCUUUUUACAAAAGAUAAGCGGUCGGAUAUGAUUCAAUUCAUUUUUUCGUUGAUAUUUAUUUCAUUCAUGCUGAUUGCUAUAAUUGCAGACUAUGUAGUGUAUAGAAGACGCAUUGAUGACUUUAUUGCAGCGAGCAGUGGUAACUCGCACCGAUUCAGAAAUGUGACGUUAAUUUUUGCGAUGUUUUUUAUGCCGAUUGGAUCGCUGUUCAAGAAGAAUGUUGAGAAAGAUAUACUGCUUCUGAAAAUAGGAUGCAGUGUUAUUGCAGUAUUGUAUAUUAUUGGUUCGUUGUAUAUACUAUAUGAGGCAUUUAUUGAACAACCGAAUUAUAUGAAUAUAUUGGUACGCUGA
Ordospora colligata OC4 is the source of this 762-nucleotide messenger RNA. RefSeq lists its product as uncharacterized. The coding region runs from base 1 to 762 and encodes 253 amino acids. The record is from RefSeq and is a predicted model, not a curated record. NCBI's taxonomy places the organism in Eukaryota, Fungi, Microsporidia, Ordosporidae. The transcript has a single exon.